AUGGCGUCAGAUACAAGUGACACUGAAGAGUUUUAUGAUGCUCCCGAGGAUGUUAACUUUACUCCAUCUCCAAAAGUGUAAGCUAUUUGCAUUUUAUUCUUAUUUUUCUACUCUGAUCAAAAGUUGCUAAUGUCCCAUUUCCUGUACCUGAGUCUCAAGUACCUUUCCAACUUCAUAACAGCUACUCUUAGUUCUGCAUCAUGCAAAUUUGACAUACGGUGGACGGUGCAAAUAAAAGUCUGUUUUGUUGUGUAUUUAAACUGUAUACUGUAUGUGUGCGGCACUUAAAGUCACCAGCUGUUUAGUGUAAGUGCAGGGAGAGUCUUCCCGAAGUCACAUGACUGUAUUCCUGACAACAAGUCCACUCUGUGUGUGGCCAUAAUGAAAAACACUGUGGGCUAUAACAUCAAAUAUAAACGACCUGCUAUAGCAUUAUAAGCACUUAGACAGCCUAAUGCAUUCCUAUAAAACAGCUCCUAAGCCUCAUAAUCUUCAUUUAUGUUGACAUUAUUAGGCAGGUGACUAUUAGACUUGAUUUAUAAUUGAAGAGAAGUGGGUGGUGGUGCACUAUGAUGCGUCAUAUUGGAUGGUGUUCCUUGUAUUUUGUUCACUCUAUCAACAAACAUAGGGAACGUAUUUCAUUAUAAUGCACGCUAGGCACUGAUAACACAAACAACCUAGGGCUGGGCGAUAUAGGAAAAAAGUUUAUCACGAUAUAUAUGUUCUUUCAUAUCAGUCGAUAUCAAUAUAUAUCACAAAAUAAGAAAAUCACUUGUCAAUCUUAAUGUUCUGUUACUCUCUAAUGACAUUUAACAGUGCUUAUUGGUAGCAUGUCUUUUGCAAUACAGUAAGCUACUGCAUCUGUGAGGUCUUUGUGUCUCUUCGACGUUUUGUCAUAAGGCGUUGCGCUAGAGAAAGUGGACUGAAUGAUCGGUUGUUUUGGCUGCACAGACGCCAUGGGCUCCUCCGCUCAGGGUUUGUAACGUCUUGCAUUACGCGUUUUAGUGCUAUAGUUGCGUAUAGCUGCAGUCUGCUACUACACAGUUGUUUGCUACUUGGUUCUAAUUCAGCACGAUUCUCCCCUUUUCAUAGGCUAUUCAUAUAGUCUACCAAAACAUGGCAGAAUGUUGACUAUCCAAAAGCACACUGACCAUGUUUUAUAUUGAUAUUGAGGGAAAUUAAUUUUCGAUUGAUAUCCUUAUUGUUUCAUCGCCCAGCCCUAAAACAACCUCAACAAUACAUUUAAAGAACAACCAUCACCUGUCUGACCCUGUCAACAAACGUUAAAACAGAGAAGUGGAAGCUUUGUAAAAGCAGAAUUGGUAUUGAGUUGCCCUACACAGCCCAGCUGCUCAUGAGUUUAUUGAUGGCUGGUGUAUGUCACAGGGUGUCAUUGUAGAAGCUCAUGGUUUGGCAUGUGGGAACAAUGAUGAAAUCAAGAUAAACCCAUGAUGACAAGUACUGCCAAGAAAUGUUACCUGUUAAUGACAAAUUUAAGUUAACCACACCAGAUGGAACUGAUACUCUUCCUCUACGAUCGUCCUUAUUACAUGACAGUAAGCAUCUAGUAGGAAAUUGGGCAUGAUGAUAAAAUACUUUUCAUAUCAUUCCAUCCACAUGUAACUUGACUUUGCAGACACCUUUUUUUAAAUCAUGAAAUUAAUUUAAGAAUUUUAGAAAUUAGGCCUGUUUAGAUAUUAUUUAAUUUACAGAUAUUAAAUAUUGUCUUUUGAAUAAAUAUACUGUUCUUUUUCCAGGGUAUUAGAAAGUCAAAUUUGAAACAUAAGCCUUCUUGCACUCUUGAACUGUGACUGUGUGUUUUUCAGGUCACCCGCAAAGUUUGUCAUUCCUUCGCCUCAGGUAUGUUUACCUUAACCCAGCCUGUGCUGCAAAGAGGCACUCUCUGCCCUGCUACUAAUAUAAUCAUUAUUCAAGCUUCGUUGUUGUGUCCUUUUUGCUCUCAAAUGAAACUGCACUUUUAAGUAAACCAUUUCAAUUUUUAGUCUAAAUGAUUUCUGUCUGAUAGAUCACAUCUGAUUGUGAACUGUUGCAAUUUGAGUCAGUUUAGUGACAACAAGUAUUUUGUUUGGUACUUUGCCCUUUUGCCUGGUUAAACAAGACAGAGCUCUUUAGAGUUGGGCCUCUAUGAUUGUGGGUAUUUUAGCAGUUUCAGAAACCAACAGCAACAGGAUCUGAUACUAAGCAAAACUCAACACUGUUCCAACAUGACCUAUUUAACUUUCCGGGUGAGGGUUGCAGAGUUAAUGGUACUCUACAUGUAGCACAGGGUAACUUUGAUUACCUUUUAGUUAAGUUUUAGGUCCUCUGCUUGAAUCAUUGACAUAGCCUGUGUUACCAAUGUUAAAUAUUCAACCUUUUACCACUGGACCCGCCUACUAAAGCUGUUAUCUCAUGCUCCCUUCCUGACUGCGAGAAAAUGUAAAUGAUGUGAAUUCAAAUAAGUCAUCUGGUUUGGUUGCACUGCCUACCCUUUCGACACAGUCACAACUUAAAUGAGAGUUUGCAAAUAAGAACCACCUUAAAAGCUGGACUGAUAUUUACGUUCUCUCAGUGUUGAACCUCAAUCCCAGACCAGCAUGUUAAACCAGUAAAGUUUACAGAAAAUACAGAUUUUGCUCUAAAGAAGUAGUUCUCAAGUCCAGUCCUCAAGCCUACUGUCCUGCAUGUUCUGGAUGUUUCCCUGCUCCAACACACCUGAUUCAAAUGAUCAGCUUGUUAUUAAGCCAUUCCAGAGCUUGAUAACGAGCUGAUCAUUUGAAUCAGGUGUGUUGGAGCAGGGAAACAUCCAAAACAUGCACGACAGUAGGCCUCUGGACUGGACUUGAGAACCACUGGUCUAAAGGAAGUGUUUUUUCAAAGAUUAGUUACUGUGGCUAUUCACAGGAUAAUCAGUAUUCAUUGAAUAAAAGUUAUUCGUGUGAGAAAACAAAUCAGAGGCAGUUGAGAGUGUAGAGUUAGCACUGUAGAGUUUCUAAGAGCUCAGUCUGGCUGUGCUGCAUGGACAUACAUUUAAUUUCAAAUGUUUCGUAUAAUGUAUAAUGUUUUGUUAUAUGUUUAUCUACAGAAAAUAAAAUAUUUUUGUGUCAUUUUCCUGAAGCUUUCACAAAGGCAAGUUAACGCUGCACAGGAUGUUGGCUUUGGUGCAGCUGCUUCUGAGACUCAGCAAGACGAUCCCCUACAGGUAAUAGUUCUUUUUGUUGCAGUUCUCUACAGGUCUCUGUGAGAUCACGAAAAUAAUGUUUGAGUGUAACCAAACCUGUUUUUUAUUCUUUGUGCUUAAGUUACGCUUGAUCUUAUACAUAUCAAAUUGAACAUUUAUAUAUACAUUAUUAUGAUAGCCUUUAAAAGUGUGCUUUUUGCUCUGCUUUUCAGUGUUUUUAUGCCAGUAACUGAACAUAUCUAAACCAGAGGACAACAUUUACAGUAACUGACAGCUCUGAUUUCUUCACACAGAUCAUUGAUAGCAUAAUUGAGGAGAGCCAGAAGGGAAGUGCUGAGGAUGUUGGUGAGGUGGCUCAGCUCUUAGAUCAGCUAAAUGUUGAUGUAAGAGCUGAACCAGAGCCAAAGGAAGACAGUGCUGCUCAGGAAGUUCCUGUGGAGCAACCAGCAGCAGCAGCAGCUGCCGUACCUCAGCUUGUCGACAGGCCACAGGAAGAAGAAGAAAGCGCAGAAGCAAACGGAGCAUGCUUCAUACCUGCCCUGGAACCCACAGAUUUCUCGGGACCAACAGUUGGGUCACAAGAGGGUGUUCAGCCCCCAGACAUCACCAGCACAGUAGGACAGAGUCAGCCUGCUGGUGCUGGCACGACUGCAAGUGGAGGGCAGGAGCAGAGACCUGCCGAUAUCUUAGACCAGGUCCCAUUCACAGACAGGCAGGCUGACUCGGACUCUGGGCCCUGUAAACCUCCCCGGCAAUUUACAGUGGAACCUGACAUUGUAGCCAGCACCAAGAAGCCUCCCCCCUCUCGACCACCCCCUCCCAGCGGAGGCCCUCCACCGAGACCCCCUCCACCAUCAUGGCAGAGUCUACCAUCCAGGAAGUCUCAGGACUGUCUGAGGCCCAGCGGACUGGAAGGUAGAGAAAAGUGCACAUUUAACCACAUCCUCUGUGCUGGAGUGGGUUUUAGAUCUUUUUUAGUCAUCAGGGGCUCGACGGUGCGACUGUUUCACUCGCAUUUAUGACUAAAAAUAGAUGUGUGCAAAUUGCAAAAUGUAUUUAGGGGCACAUGUGGGCCUAAAAAAAAUCAGCCGAUGUAACAGAGUUUUUUCAUGUAAAUACCGCGGCGAAGUUAGUUUUGGGUUAGGUUGGAUAUCUGACGGACGUUCACUGCGGAUCUACCGGUGUCUUCUAUCUCUCUCUAUAACAGGGAAUAGCAACAGCUGCGCGGUUAUAUCUACUCGGCACCCUCGUUGUCAACGUUAGGAGUUGAAUAAGGGACCAUCAAUAAAUUACCGGUUGAUGUUCUCAAAAAAGGCUGGUUUUCUUCAAUAGCUUCCAUGUCAUGUGGCCAAUUGACCUAAAAUUGAUUUCAAAUAAUAGUACUUAUGUCGACCAAUAAGACACACAUUAUUGGAUCAAUUUUCAUUGUGCCCCUACAGUUCUUUGUGUGCUCCUUACUUUUUCAACUUAGGAGCACAUGUGCUCCUUGUGAAAAAAAGUUAGUGUCAAGCCCUGAGUGGACUUAGUGUUUUUAGGGUUUAACAUUGCAGUAUUGUAGAUUAUCAAGCCUCACAAGAAAGAUCUGCUGCAACCAAGUAAAGAUGAUUUUCUAGAUAAACGGUGGUGGUUCAAUCACUUAAACAUUGCAAGAGGGGAUGAAACAAAGAUGAUUUGUAAAACCUUUCCAAACUUUGAUCAUAGAAUCAACUGCUCUGAUGUAAAAUCAAAAUCCCGAAGAGCCUGUCUGAUCCUUUACUAAAAACUACUUCAUGUCAGAAUUAUGAACCACAGUAAGCUUUGAUAAAGACCUUUUUGAAGAUAUUUCGCUAAUUGAGCUCAUGUUGAUUUCUCUUUGUUUCUCAAAGAGGAAAUGUGCUCAAUGCAUGUAGGAAACACAAGUUUUCACUAGGACAUGUUUCACAUAAGUGGAGAGCAGCUUAUUGCGCCCAUCUUUCCUUAUUUCUAGUUCUACUUAACUGAGUAUGAGUAUCUUGACAACAUUUUUUCUUUUCUCUUUUUUGUUUGUCCAGUGACUCCCAUGUGCGCGGUCAGCAGUGAUGCUUUGGAGCCCUGUGGUCUGGUGUCUCCCAGCAGCACAGUGAGGAGUCUAACCAAAGAGCUGCAGCAUUCCUUGGAUCUUGCCAGUGCCACCAGUGGGGAUAAGGUGGUAACAGCACAGGUCAGUGAGGGUUCAGACCUGCCUCUAUGGUGUUCAUUAAAAGGUUUAUCUCUCUCUUUUUUUUUUUUAAAUUGACUUUUGCCUCAUUUUUUUUUUUAGGAAAAUGAGGAUGAACAGUCUUCAUCACAGAGUGGAGAACAAACACCAGGCCCUCAGCGUCCACGCUCCAACUCUGGUAGAGAACUGACAGAUGAAGUAAGAGUUUCUCCCUGCUCGUUUUUAUCGACCGUGUCCAAGUUGAAUUCAAGCCAACCUCUUGCACAUUCCCUCCACCAGCUGCUCUUUAAGCAGCAAACUUGUAUUUUUGUGUUAUCUAAAAACAGGAAAUUCUGGCCAGUGUGAUGAUCAAAAAUCUGGACACCGGGGAAGAGAUCCCUCUGAUUCAGGCAGAAGAGAAACUUCCUGCUGGGAUCAACCCCCUCACUUUGCACAUCAUGAGGAGGACCAAGGAGUACAUCUCGUAAGCAGAAAAAAGUCUUUUGAAGCUGAAGGAUUGGGAACCUUGAGACAUACAGAGAAACCAAAUCACACGCAGAUUUUACUUGUCUUUUUUUUCUACGGAUUUAUAUUACGCAAGAAAUUUACCAAGAAAUAGAAAUGAACUGAUGCUCAAAAUGAAAGAAAAUCAUUUGGCACAACAGUUGUCAGUGUUAACAGAGAGACAAAAGCUUCAUUUGUUCUUUUUUAAAAUCACUUAACUACCAGACAUUUGUGACGAAAAGCGAGGAAGAACAGACAGGUUCAGACCUCAAAUCCAAUGACAGUCUUUCCUUGUCUAUUAUUCCAGGAAAAGGUCUUUUCCUGGAAAAGUCUUUUCCCGGAAUAGACUUGUUUUCGUGCACAGCAUCAUCAGCCUCGGCGCUAUUUGAUUCUUCUGAGAAUUCACUCAUGAACAUUUGCAAUAUUUCCUCACUAUGUGAAGCACCUCUGAGACCUAGUAGCUCAAAAAGAAGAUGACUUUUUUUUUUUGAGGAAGUUAAUCUUUUUUGAAUGUUUCCAUUCAGGAACGAUGCAGCACAGUCAGAUGAUGAUGACAAGUCUCAGGCUCCUCUAGCAGACACAGAUGGAGGAAAACUGAAACAGAAAACGUGAGGAAAAAAAAGUUGACUUUAUCGUUUGCUGUUGCUGGAAAUGAUUUUCUUUGCGUACCCAUCACCAUAUUAGCACACAGUGAGUAACAUCACCUACUGCUCCUUGUUUCUAACCAGGACCCAGUUUAAAAAGUUCUUGGGCAAGUCUGUGAAAAAGGCCAAGCAUCUAGCUGAAGAAUAUGGAGAGAAAGCUGUCAACAAAGUGAAAAGUGUGCGAGAUGAAGGUAAAAAGAAAUCAAAGCGUGUGUUGUUGACCAGGAAAAUAAAUUGUUUCCACGAUAAGACAUUUAUAAACCACUCUAGAAAAAGCCCUUGGACAACAGAUCUGAUAUCUGUAAGUCAGAUCAAUAAAAGGAAGUGAAACAGAACUCAUUAAACCCACCGAUAAUUUCUGUGCAGUCAUCCUCCUGUCUCAUCAGUUUAUCUACAUGUAUUCAAAGUUUGAGUGUUUUUUUUUGUGCAGUUAGUGAAACGUUUUGAUUUUCUUCCAGCUGUCUCAUUGUUACAAGUUGGUUACCAGAUAACACCACAAGUUCUACAGACAAUAACUGCAACACUGAUUUUGUGUAUUGUUGUUUUUUUGGUCAGUGUUCCACACAGAUCAGGAUGAUCCAUCGUCGAGUGAUGAUGAAGGCAUGCCGUACACCCGACCCGCCAAAUUCAAGGCAGCACACAGCUUCAAGGGUCCCUUUGACUUUGAUCAGAUAAAGGUGGUGCAGGACUUGAGUGGAGAGCACAUGGUACAAGGAUCUUUAGUUUUUCAAUGAAUGUUAAAAAGAAAGAAAAAUACAUGGAAAAAUCUUUAAAUGACAUAAUCUUUGCUUUCCCCUCAGGGUGCAGUUUGGACCAUGAAGUUUUCUCACUGUGGGAGACUGCUGGCAACUGCAGGACAAGAUAACGUGGUGCGCAUCUGGGUCCUGAAGACCGCCUUUGAUUACUUUAAUAACAUGAGGUUAAAAUACAACACUGAAGGUGAGCAUCAUCAGUACGCCAGAUCCCUUGGUGUUCAGCUAGGAUUGAUCGUUUAAAUUUAGAUGCUCAAUUUGACUCCAGGAUGAUUAUUUUUGUUUUCGUUCCCCCAGGCCGAGUCUCGCCUUCUCCGUCUCAGGAAAGUUUAUGCUCCUCUAAAUCUGAUGACCCUGGGGUGAGUUAAAAAUAAUCACAUCAAGCUAUUUUGGGCCGUCUGGUGUUUCCAGAGAUAGCAAAAGGGCUGGAUAAUUACAGGCACCAUUAGUUUUUGAUUGUUUCGCAUUUUCCAGUCUCAUAUUUUCUAACCGAUUUCACUGUCAUCUCAGGCGAGUUGUGUUCCAGAGGAUCCAGAGACUGAAGAUAGAAAUGCUCCUUUCCGCCAAGUCCCCUUCUGCAAGUAUAAAGGUCAUACUGCUGAUCUGCUAGACCUGUCCUGGUCAAAGGUAAAGCCAAAAACAUACAGGAUCCGUAUUGAGCGUGUUUCAUAUUUACUCCAUAUAGCAGCCCUGGGUAUUGCAUGUAGGAUGCGCAUUUGGAGCGUGGCAGCAGCGUAGUGCAGCCCUUAGUCAGCUGGACUCAGUAUAGAGGAAACAACAUGUUCAUAACAGGCUGUUUUUCCUUUCUGUGGUCUAUUUCCUGCUGAUUUGGGUAUAAUUUAGUGACCAUUGAGGCUCUACUAUAUGUGAAAAAGCAACGUGAUUUCACAGUUUCAGUUUUUGCAGGUUUACUCGUGUUUCUUAAAGUAAACUAUGUUCCUUUCUGCUGUGCUGUUACCUUCAGACAGAGGUAGCAGUUAAAAGUCCAGGAUCUGGAAUAGACUAUCGGAUUGUUCUGUGUUACUGAUAAAUCCAUAACCAGGAAGUAUUUCUCAUCUGCAAAAAUUGAUGCACAGUUGGCAGUCCACAUAUGGUGUUUUAUUUUGAAAUACCCGAUGAAAUGCAAGCUUUUCGUGCUCGACUUCCUGUCUGGAACGAUCUUCUCUGUGUGGAUCGACGCGCAUUGGAAGCGUAGAGCAGCAAAAAUAGACUCUGCUCUCGAUUCCUGUAUGCUUUGCUGCAUUGAUUAGAAUGGUAACCUAUAUGCUGCGUGAUACGCGACGCUGCUGCCACACUCCAAAUACGCAUGCUGUACGUUUUAGCCUUAACAGUCUACCAACAUACUCCUGGAUUUUUUUGUAUUCUUGUUUACUUAAAGUAAGUAUCAUUUUUUGCCGUCAUAAAUCAAAGUUUGUACUCUUUUAGUUCAAGCAGUGUUUUAUUAAAAUGAGGAUACCUCUCUGUUAUUUUACAAUAUAAAAAAAUAUUUAAAAAAAAAAGAAUCUGCAUGUGUCAAAAAAAAUUGACACAUGCAGAUUUGUAUUUUCUGUUUUUCUCACACCUUUUCAAUGAUGUGUUUUUCCAGAACUUCUUCCUGCUCUCCUCCUCCAUGGAUAAAACAGUCAGACUGUGGCACAUAUCCAGGAGAGAGUGCUUGUGUUGCUUUCAGCACAUUGAUUUUGUCACAGCUAUUGCUUUCCAUCCCAGAGUAAGUUGUGUCAUCUUGCAUCACCUCUCUUGGCACAAAUCAUACAUUUAUUCAUUUUGGCUCCCAGCCUGUAUUUAUAGUAACAGUUGUUUCUCACCUCGCAGGAUGACAGAUACUUUUUAAGUGGCUCUCUGGACGGGAAGCUCCGGCUCUGGAACAUUCCUGACAAGAAGGUGGCUCUGUGGAACGAGGUGGACGGCCAAACACGUCUCAUCACUGCAGCUAAUUUCUGCCAAAAUGGGAAGUAUGCUGUUAUUGGAACCUAUGAUGGCCGGUGUAUCUUCUACGACACAGAGGUAUCAAGCCAAGCGUCUGGGUUUAACAUGUCCUAGUUUUUAGAUUGAUUUAUUCCAGGCUAAACUUGAAGUGUUUUUUUUUUUUUCGCUUUCUGCACACUUCCCCAGCGCCUGAAAUACCACACUCAAAUUCAUGUGAGGUCCACCAGAGGCAGGAACAAAGUUGGACGCAAGAUCACCGGUAUCGAGCCUCUUCCUGGCGAGAAUAAAGUAAUGUCUAAUCUCCACUUCAAAAAUAUCAAAGCUUGUUUGAUGUCCCUUCAAUGAUGAAUAAAUCAGACUUCAUAACAAACAAAGCUCUUAUCUUCCCUCACAACAGAUUUUGGUGACCUCAAAUGAUUCCCGCAUUCGCCUUUAUGACCUAAGGGACUUGUCGUUAUCCAUGAAAUAUAAAGGUUACGUCAACAGCAGCAGCCAGAUCAAAGCAAGCUUCAGGUGAGGCGGGUUUGCUCUGAGCGUGAUUCUGAAUUGAGCCGUGCGGAGAAGCAUCAGAAACAAACCAGUGAUAUUAAAGCCAGUCUUUAAAGGGAUAUUCCAGCGUAACAUUAAUUAAGGACAAACACACUGCAACACAGAGUUAGACACCCCCUCGAGAGAAUAAUUUUGCCGACCGGUUGCUUCUCUAGCUAGACCGCAGGAUAGCAAUACAGAAAGCCACAAGCUCAACCAAGCGCCACUCUAUAGCCACAAAUAAUGCUCAGAACAGCACCUAACUUCAUCAACAGUACAUAUAGGGUCCCAGCCAUAGCACUAGCCACCAAACAUCUUUUUAACUUUGCCUGAUUUCUUUAGCAAGGAGACUAAACACAACUUACCCGCUCUCUGCUUGUUUGUACAGAGACCUCAGAUUAGUCCAUUACCGACUGCAGUGGGGUGACGCAGCUCAAGGAAGAACAUCUACGAUCAUUUCUUUAUCAUAACCUUGAAGUAAUAAUCAUCAUGGUAGUUCUUCUGCCUUAGUGUCUCGGUUUGAUUGCAUUUCCAUGAACAAAUGAUCAUAAAUGUUCUUUCUUGAGCUGCGUCACCCCGCAGCAGUCUGUAAUGGACUGGUCUGAGGUCUCGCUACAAACAAGCAGCUGCUGGAAGAGAGUAGGUGAGUUGUUUUUGGUCUCCUUGCUAAAGAAAUCAGGCAAAGUUAAAAGGAUGUUUGGUGGCUAGUGCUAUGGCUGGGACCCUAUAUGUACUGUUGAUGAAGUUAGGUGAUGUUCUGAGUAUAAUUUGUGGCUAUGGAGUGGCGUUUUGGUUGAGUUGUGCGCGUUGGCUCCUCAGACCGCUGUGUAUUGCUAUCGUGCGGUCGUUACUUAAGUUGGUAUAACUAAAGAAGCAAGCGGUCGGCAACAUUCGUCUCUCGAGUAGGUGUCAAACUCGGUGUUACGCCGGAAUAUCCCUUUAAGUGUUCAAGUAUUUCUUUGCUUUAUUACAUUGUACCUUGAAUUUUAAAGCUGACCUCCAGGGAUUUUCUCCCCAGUCAUGACUACUCCUUCAUAGUCAGCGGCUCAGAGGAUAAAUACGUGUACAUCUGGAGCACUUACCACGACUUGAGCAAAUUCACAUCAGUACGGCGGGACCGCAAUGACUUCUGGGAAGGGAUUAAAGGUAACCAUGCUGUGUGUCAAAUGAUAAACAUGAUUUUGGAUGAGUUUGUUCCUGUACUCUUGCUGAUACUGAAGCCUUGGUUACCUUCCAGCACACAACGCAGUGGUCACCUCAGCCGUCUUUGCACCCCAGCCUGGCCUUAUUGUCCCUCAAGAAACUGGAGCAGAGAAACCAGAAGCAGAGUGUAAGAGCCUGGACUCCACUGACUCUGAAACCAUACCCUCAGGUGAGUUCGGCGUGAUUCAUUCAUGGGAAAUUUUGCUGACAUCGAAACUGUCAUUUCACUGUGUUAACCUAAUCCUUUACUUUGAAGGAGCCCUGAAGACAGAUCACACCGAGGUUCUGCUCUCGGCUGACUUCACUGGAGCCAUCAAGGUUUUCAUCAAUGUUAAAAAGUACUGA
Molecule: messenger RNA, 11238 nt
Organism: Xyrichtys novacula (pearly razorfish)
Lineage: Eukaryota; Metazoa; Chordata; Actinopteri; Labriformes; Labridae
Source: the annotation of a GenBank genome assembly